Humulus lupulus (European hop) is the source of this 673-nucleotide messenger RNA. RefSeq lists its product as uncharacterized. Lineage: Eukaryota; Viridiplantae; Streptophyta; Magnoliopsida; Rosales; Cannabaceae. The transcript has 3 exons. The record is from RefSeq and is a predicted model, not a curated record. Gene Ontology annotation, cellular component: dynein complex. Gene Ontology annotation, molecular function: dynein intermediate chain binding; dynein light intermediate chain binding. Gene Ontology annotation, biological process: microtubule-based process. Bases 50 to 484 code for a protein of 144 amino acids.
AAUUCUUCUUCCAAAAAGGUCUCAUAUACAUACAUGCGUCUGUGAUGAGAUGAUGAAUGGAAAAUUGAAAGAGAAGCAAGCCAUGCAAAUUCCAAAAGAAGGGUCACUAAAAUUAAGAUCCGCGACUGAAGAGGUGAAGUUGGCUGCCAUAGCCAUAAGCUUCAACGUCCGGUUGAGAUCAUCCGACAUGCCCACCCACAUGAAAGAACACGCCUUGAGAUGCACCAGAUCGCUCCUCGACUCUGUCGUGUCCACAAAAACGGCAACGAAAACUCGUCCGAACCCCACCCACCUUGCUAGAGCUCUCAAAAAGGAGUUUGACUCGUCGUACGGACCAGCGUGGCAUUGCGUGGUGGGAGCGAGUUUCGGGUCGUUCGUUACACACUCACCAGGUGGGUUCGUCUACUUCUCCAUUGACUCACUGUCGGUUCUACUUUUCAAAACAGAGGUCCAGUUGGUCGCGGAACCACAGCUACGGAAUUAAUAUUAAGAUUUGGAUUCAGACGUCUCACCAUAAUUGAUAUAAUCUUGUUUGUAAUUAAUUAUUUUUUUUUUUUGCCAAUUUCAAUAUGCCAUUACAGAAAACGACACCUUUGGUUACAGUUACAAUCUCUGUCGUUUUGGGCUUUUACCUGUAAUUUUGACUUGUGUUAAGAGUUGUUACUUGGUUUCA